Messenger RNA from Megalops cyprinoides (Indo-Pacific tarpon), 1482 nucleotides. It is a transcript of the gene seh1l, whose product is annotated as SEH1-like (S. cerevisiae). Bases 142 to 1395 code for a protein of 417 amino acids. The record is from RefSeq and is a predicted model, not a curated record. Gene Ontology annotation, biological process: positive regulation of TORC1 signaling; cellular response to amino acid starvation. The transcript has 9 exons. Gene Ontology annotation, cellular component: Seh1-associated complex; nuclear pore outer ring. NCBI's taxonomy places the organism in Eukaryota, Metazoa, Chordata, Actinopteri, Elopiformes, Megalopidae. Gene Ontology annotation, molecular function: structural molecule activity; protein binding.
AAAUGCAUGCUGCGCUGGUCAAGAACAGAUAAAACUCUCAUGUCACAGGAGAGCUGGCGGGUUAUAUAAAAAAAGAAGCAACAGCAUCUCUCUGAUAGCUCGUAACUAAUAUAAAUAGCUUACAGGCUAUUUCAUCCGAAAAUGUUUGUAGCUCAGAGCAUUGCAGCGGAUCAUAAAGAUCUCAUCCAUGAUGUUUCCUACGAUUUUCACGGCCGUCGGAUGGCGACUUGUUCGAGUGACCAAAGUGUCAAGGUUUGGGACAAGAGUGAAACCGGGGAGUGGCAUUGCACAGCCAGCUGGAAGACUCACAGCGGAUCAGUCUGGCGAGUGACGUGGGCGCACCCGGAGUUCGGUCAGGUACUAGCUUCGUGCUCCUUCGAUCGGACGGCGGCCGUGUGGGAGGAGAUCGUGGGCGAAUCCAACGACAAACAGCGAGGACAGAGCCACUGGAUAAAGAGGACCACACUAGUAGACAGCCGGACGUCGGUGACGGAUGUGAAGUUCGCCCCGAAGCACAUGGGCCUGGUGCUGAGCACGUGUUCCGCCGACGGCGUGGUGCGGAUCUACGAGGCGCCGGACGUGAUGAACCUGAGCCAGUGGUCGCUGCAGCACGAGAUCUCCUGCAAGCUCAGCUGCAGCUGCAUCUCCUGGAACCCCUCCAGCUCCCGUGCCCAUCCCCCAAUGAUUGCGGUGGGCAGCGAUGAUGGCAGUGUGACCUACGCUGGGAAAGUUCAGAUCUACGAGUACAACGAGAGCACAAGGAAGUACGCCAAGGUGGAGACGCUCAUGACCGUAACGGACCCGGUGCAUGACAUCGCCUUCGCCCCGAAUCUAGGGCGGUCCUUCCACGUGCUCGCCGUAGCAACCAAAGACGUUCGCAUCUUCAAGUUGAUUCCUCUGCGGGCGGACGUGGCCUCCACUACCGGGCCCACCAGGCUGGAGGUGCAGAUCGUGGCCCAGUUCGACAGCCACAACUCCCAGGUGUGGCGCGUGAGCUGGAACAUCACCAGCGCCCUGCUAGCCUCCUCUGGGGACGACGGCUGCGUGCGCAUCUGGAAAGCAAACUACAUGGGCAACUGGAAGUGCACAGGGAUCUUGAAGGGGGAUGGCAGUCCGGUGAACGGGACGUCCAGCCAGACAGGCGCUCUGAACCCUGGGACAGGGCUCCCAGGUGUGGCAUCCCAGAAUUCCUUAGAUGGAACUUCAGCUGGAAGGUAUUUCUUUUCCUCUCUGGACCCCCAAUGGGCUGGUUCAAGACACGCCCACCUCCCGCCUCCCCCCGCUCUCAUAGAGCAAGCUAGCGAUAGCGACUCUGCUAACCCUCAGCAGUCUCACCUAUGCUGGCAGUACCCUGCUCAACCCCUAAACACCUUACCAGAAGGUGAAGGAUUAUGAAAGGCUUUAUAAUCAGAGUGAUACUGGAGGCCUUGCAUAUACCUGUAGUUCUGUGGCUUCUCUUUUUUGGUCAUUUUCUUCCUUUUC